Molecule: messenger RNA, 2317 nt
Organism: Cinara cedri
Lineage: Eukaryota; Metazoa; Arthropoda; Insecta; Hemiptera; Aphididae
Source: the annotation of a GenBank genome assembly
AUGCACAGUCGAGACGGACCUUUGAAUCAGAAACGGUCCUAUUUACGCCGUACAAUAAUAUCGGUGGUCCGAAAAUAAUAACAAACAAUAAUAUCAUCAAAUAUGUUGACCGAGAUUGUGUUAUAAUUUUAUAUUUUUGCUCAGCAAAGUACACGACAACCUAUAGUAUAUAGGUUAUACAACCGUGGUCCGUAAUGCGUAAUAAAAAUAUAGGUAUUUCGUAUACGCGGAGUCGCAAAAUAAUUUUUGGUGUAAACUGUAGCUGGAUUUUGAACGAUAGGAAAUCUGACGAUGGUAUUCGCGAGUCGCAAAUGUCUUGAAAAUACGUAAAUGCGAAUAAAAUUAUCUCGAACGAUGCGGAUUAUUUGACCGGUGGAAUUUUAUUUUUAAAAAAAUCACAAGAUAUCCGACAGCACAUUUGUAUAAAAUUUACUAAAAAACUAACAUCUGAUAAAUCCUAACAGUGUAUUUGAAUACUAUAAAUAUAUUAUGCAGAUUAUGAUGUUGGCCUAAUAAAAUAUUGUUUUUGAUAAACCGUCGUUAAACUUACGUUGGUUACGCCAAAUAAUGUUUGUACACAGUCUCACUUGUGUUAUUACUCCAUGACUAGUAAUAUUUUUUGUUACCCGAAUCGGGAAGAGUUGCGGAGUAAGCGUUUAUACUAAAAAUAAAUGCUCAUACACCUCUUUCACAGUAAAUCGAUAGGAUUAAAUUUUUUUUUUUUUUGUUAUUGAUCGCAUUAUUUACAACUUACGGGCGAUUGGAAUCGUGAGUUUUUAGCAUAGGCAUAAUCUUUUUCUUUUUUUUUUUCAAAAUAAUCGAUCGUUUUAAUUUUCACCAAAUGCUCGUUGGGCUUGUAUACCUAUACUUGGGCUGGUUUUACUUCUUAGUCCGGCACAUUUCACGGACAAAUAUAAUUCAAUAGAUUGAUAGUUAUCGAACCAACCUUAAAGCCUAAAACUAAAUCAAAUCGAGCCUUUUUAUUUUGUAUUUAUGUAUUUUAAAAAAAAAUAUAAUAUAUAAAAAGUGAAUUAUUUCGGUUUAGAAACGAUAAUAGUUGGGUAAAUGAACUCGUGGUCGAACUUAAAGAAGGAGAGAUUGUUGAUGACGAAGAUAACGUAGAUGAUAAAGUUGUUGAAUCAACUGUACGUAAUAGUAAAACUAGAGCGUCUAAAGAUAAUUAUGUCCCGGAACAUGUUGAACAUUCGUGGGGAAUUGUAAAAAUUAUAUGAAAACAAUUCGAUUCGAUUAUCUUAUUAUAGUAAUGGCAAAUUAUUUAUUCCGUCCAUUAUAUUAGGAACGUCGAUAUAAUACGAUUAUGCACUGUCCAAGAUCAAAUGAAGGAUUUUCGGAUUUGAGCUGGAGAGAUAAUCACAAAGACGACAACCGUAAGAAGCGUAAAACAGGUACGUACCUAAUUAUAAAUUAUCUGUUGUUAUUUUUUUUUUUUCAAUUAAAUUGAUCAUAGUUAUUUAAGUAUUUGCAGAUUAUACUUGCUACACAUUUUGUUUUGAAUUUGUCAUAAGGAAUUUAUAUAUUUCUUGUUUAUUGUUUAUGUAGGAAACGAAGAAGAAGAAUUUCCCGACGAUAAUAACUGCGGUCGUAGUUAUUAUAUACAUGGCGGCGAAGACAACGACUGAUAUGGUAGAAAAAUAAUGUCUGAACACGGGCGAACGGAUGUUGCGCUUAGGCAUAUAACGGAGGUCGAAAAAUGGAGCCACGCGAGGACAAGAAAUGUUACUCAGUCUCGAAUUGCCGAUUGAGUCACGCGGAGCUCGGGGAAAAGCAAAAAUCCGUAUUGCUUGAGGUAAAAUUGUGCAAAACAGCGUUACUUUUUUUUAUUUAUUCGUUUGAUUAUGUGUAUAUUCUAUUAGUCUCGGGGGGGAAUACGGGAAACGUGGCGUUACCGUCCGUCAAAAUAUGAAAAUCGAAAAUUUACGGUAUAACAUUAGAAUAUUAUUAUCCUCCUUGUUUUUUAAAUUCGUAUUCUUUCAAACUGUGUACAUCGUAAAAUUGAUGUUUUAUAUCGGUUUGAUAUCUAUUGUGUUUUGUAUAGAAUAACUUACAAAGGGACAAAAUUCCAUUAUUAUUAGAAACGCAAAUUCCUAUUCCGAUGGAAUUAAACAAUACGAAUGUUGAAAAACAUCUAGAUAAUUCAGAAUUACUAUUUACGCGAGUAAUUGUCGUAAUACUAUUUAUUUAUUUAUUUAAUCGUUCAGAGACUGAUAAUGAUAGGCAUAAUGACAAUGUUACUACUACGCAAAUAAUAUCGUCUACUCAAGAUAACGGAAGGUGCACGGCUGAUGAUAAUUUGUGA